Adineta steineri is the source of this 1227-nucleotide messenger RNA. The record is from the annotation of a GenBank genome assembly. NCBI's taxonomy places the organism in Eukaryota, Metazoa, Rotifera, Eurotatoria, Adinetida, Adinetidae.
AUGGAAUCCGAGCGGCAUCCGUCGUCAUCAUCAUCAUCAUCAUCAGCAUCAUUUUUUUCGCAUCAGCAUGACUUUUCAAGUCUGGUCUCGUGGCCACAUCAUUGGCAGCCGGAAUCGUUUGAAAUAACAACGAAUAGUAGUUCUACUGCUUCCUCAGACAUGACGCAGGUUGUGCCUGAACACGUGGUUUGUGCUAAACUCGGUGGUGGGAAUAAUAGUUCUCGAAAAGAUAAUAGUAGUUUACUAAAAAAUCGACCACAACGUUCGAAUUCAGCAACAUUAAGUACUAUAUCCGUUACAUGUGAUACAGAUUCAUCUUCAAGAUUACGUAAUCCUCAUCCUCAACAAUCUCCACCAAAUAAUUUAUCUACUAUGCUUAAUACAACGAAUAAUAAAGCUGCAUCACAUUCAACAUCAGCUUUAACGAAUGUCUCAAUUAAUUCUUCAAGUACAUUUAUAAAUCAUCCACAAUAUAAAACAUCUAUGUCAACAUCAUCUGAAAUGAAUAUUGCACAUGAAAAAUCAAAUAUAGUUUCAUCCGCAUCAACAAUGUCAAUACCAAAUAAACAUUCGAUUAAAACAACAACAACUGGUGCUAUUGGAGGAACAUUAGCAUCAACAAGAAAUCUAUCUAUAAAACAUAAAUCAACUUCAUUUGAUGAUCAUCGAUCAACACGUGGGAUCGGAAAAAGUGUUCUCGAACAUCUUGUCUUUGUUUUUCCGGAAAAUGUUCGUCGAAUACUAGCAGGACCAAAAAAUCUAACUGUGCGUACCGACGAAGGCCGCCAACCUGUUGAACCUAUUGAUUUAGGCGAGCCACCAUCUAUCGACGAGCUUAAAAGUUGGUCUGAAUCAUUUGACAAAUUAAUGAUGAGUGCUGCUGGCCGUCAUUAUUUUCGAGAGUUUUUACGAUCAGAAUACAGUGAAGAAAACUUUUUAUUUUGGAUGUCCUGUGAAUCAUUAAAAAAUGAACAAAAUCCGGAUAUUAUAGAAGAAAAAGCACGAUUAAUAUAUGAAGAUUAUAUAUCUAUUCUAUCUCCUAAAGAGGUAAGUUUAGAUAGUCGUGUGCGCGAAGUAAUUAAUAAAAAUAUGGUCGAACCAUCUCCACAUACAUUCGAUGAAGCCCAAUUACAGAUUUAUACACUAAUGCAUCGAGAUUCUUAUCCACGUUUUAUUAAUUCACAAAUGUACCGGCGAUUAAUACGUAGUGAAGACAUUAAAACUUAA